Molecule: messenger RNA, 3167 nt
Organism: Gallus gallus (chicken)
Lineage: Eukaryota; Metazoa; Chordata; Aves; Galliformes; Phasianidae
Gene: CLDN25
Product: claudin 25
Exons: 1
Coding region: 2083-2775 (230 amino acids)
Biological process (GO): cell adhesion; bicellular tight junction assembly
Cellular component (GO): plasma membrane; bicellular tight junction
Molecular function (GO): structural molecule activity
Source: RefSeq, a predicted model, not a curated record
GGCAGACGCGCCGCGGGGGCUUGGCGAGGGCAUUCCCUGCCGGAGGAUCCCAGCCUUCAUCCACACCGUUCCCCAUAGUUUUAGGGAUGGGGUCAUCAGCACAGGCUUCAAGACGUUGCCUACAUCAGUGUGGUUUCCUUCGUGUGUGUGAGCCACUAACUCGGUGCCCAGCACACCUUGUCCUGCAGACCCAAGUUAACACAUCUCAGGGCCACGCUGUGCUAUAUUUAAAGCCGGAUCCCGACAGCAGGAGGGUUAAAAAUAGCAAAGGCAGCACCGAGGUUAUAAAUAGUGCUCAGGUCCAGCCCGACUUGGGGUCACCAACACAGCACAACGCAACUCCACCAACCGCACUCGUGACUGCAGCGCUCGGCUCAACCCGCUCCUCCUGCAGGUGACACAGCUGUCCCCAGCAGGACUGCAGCAGUGCAAGCAGCGGCCGCAGACAGUGCCUGGGGGCAGCCUGGAACCGGUGGGACCACGGGAUGUGCUCAGGGCAGGCAGCUCUCAGACAUCUGAGUUUCCCACGAAGGGCAGAAAGCCCAGCUGCAGGGUUCCCAUGGGAGGAUGCAGACCUCAGCUGGCCCUGAGCGAUGGGAGCAGGAUGUGUACCCAAGGGAUCAAGCUCCCCAUCCCUAGAGCAAAUAGGUUCUGGACCUUUUUUUAAAGGCCUCCAAUCACUGCGUGCCAGAAAAGUGGCAAUGAAGUGGUGCUGGGGACACAGAGGUCCCAUGCAGUGCUGAGCCCCCUCCUCACGAGCCCAUGACACGGCCAUGGCUCGGAGUCCCAAGCACAGCACCCACACCACAACCGUGCUAAGGAAGCAGCAGUAAUUUCCCAGCCUUGCCCCCUCAUAUCCUUCUUGGUAACAAAGCAAGCAGAUGAGCGAGAGAUUAGUCACUAAUCCCCCCAUGAGGAUGAAUCUAAAAAGCUGGACCUUGGGUCCAUGUAUGCGGCUGGGCAGGAACAGAUGGGAAGUAAGUGUCAUCAGAAGGUUACUGCUUUCCUCCUUUCCUUUUUCCCCUAUCUUCUUUACAGCAGGAUACUUUCUGGCAGCAACGCUGUUCCCCCAGUGACAUCCCAGCUCUGCCUCCAUCCCAUCUCCCCCGGAUAACCCCUGGGAGUGGCUGCUCGGAGCACAAAUGUUUGCAAAGCGCUUUUGAGGAUGAGGAGGAGGGUAUAAAGUCCGGCCUCAUUGCAACACGGAAACUUUCCAGGAUCUCUGCCUCCUGGAGCAGGGACCCAGCACACAGAGCAGCCUCUGGGCCACUGCUCCUCCACGGGAGCCCCAGGGACAGCUGUCAGCACCUCUCAUGCUGUUUAUUUAAGGGCUGGAGGAGGGCUGGGGCCUUAAAUCCCCCUGGGAAGAACCCAGGCACCACAUGCUCUGCCCACAGCCCCUCUCCCCUGCCAAACCUGCAGCUGUUCUUGCCAACUCUCUCCUCGGGGAUCCUGAGGCUCAGGGGAUUUGCGUGCUUCUUGCUUAACCCUCCUGUGUACGGCACGGAGAGGCAGCACCCACUGCAGCCUCCGAGAUGGGUUUGCCUUGAAGCAAUGCUGCCCACACAGGGAGACAAAACCCUUUGUUUCUUGGAGACGUCCUCUCCCAGGAGCCAGCCCAGAGCAUCCCCCAGUUUGCAGGAACGGGGCGGUUGGUGACACACACAGAGCAGGGCCAUGCAAAAGCGCUGCACUCAAUGGAGCAGCGGAGGAGAAGGAGCAGAGAGUGGGGCCGACGAUGGCUUUCAGAGCAGCUUUGCUGUCUGUUGCACCCAGUUUUUCCUGCCUAGCCAGCGGUGCCUUCUUCUAUCGCAGCAGAACCAACAAGACACGAAAAUGAUCGAGGCCACACCCAGGAAUUAGAGGUAUAAGCCUGAAUUUCCCCCCACACAACUCCUCUGAAAGGCAGGAACAAACAGCAGCGCUCUGACCGUGACCGCCAACUGAAACGGUGCGUUCAUGGAAAUCCACGCCACAAAUACACAGCUCCAAAAGUGUUAAUGCCAAAAGCCUUCUGCUCACCUCAGCUUAUCUCAGCCCCAGCAGCGGAGCCAGCACACAGCUUGCAGGAGUGGUGUGAGCAUGGCGUGGAGCUGCAACGCAAGGCUCCAGGUGGGCGCGAUGCUGCUGGCGCUCUUCGGGUGGGUCUCGUCCUGCGUCACCACCUUUGUGCCUCUCUGGAAGAACUUCAACCUGGACUUGAAUGAACUGGAGAUCUGGACCAUGGGGCUGUGGCAGGUGUGCAUCAUGCAGGAGGAGGGGGCCACGGAGUGCAAAGCCCACGACUCCUUUCUCGCCCUGCCGCUGGAGCUGCGCGUGUCCCGCGUCCUGAUGUGCCUCUCCAACGGGCUGGGGCUCCUGGCACUCCUCUUUGCCAGCGUGGGCUUGGACUGCUGGAAGACAUGCGAAGGAAAACCCGAUGCCAAGAAACAGCUGCUGCUCGCUGGAGGGGCGGCGUUCGGCGCGGCGGGGAUCACCACUCUUGUGCCCGUCUCCUGGGUCGCCUACACCACAGUCCUUGAGUUCUGGGAUGAAGCCGUUCCCGACAUCGUCCCGCGGUGGGAGUUUGGUGAGGCGAUGUUCCUGGGGUGGUUCGCUGGGUCCUUCCUCGCGGCAGGUGGGUUGCUUCUUAUCUACAGCACCUGCCUGAGCCGGACUGGGACGCCCGCUGCACCUCCGGCUACCCGCCCGCUGCGGCCAGUGACACACAGCCCAGCCACGAUGUCACCGUGGAGCCACCACUCACACCCCAAAAACGCUGACCUGGUAAUCUGAGACUGCGGAUUUCGGCUGUUCGGAUUUCAGAGACGGUUCUCACACGUUAAGGGAUGAUUUGCUGAUUCCUAAGACUGUUCACUGCAGCUUGGUUUUCUUCCAUCUGUGUCUGUCUGCUCCACUUUUUGGUUUUUUUUUCCCCUUUUUUUCCCAAGCAACACUUGCAAACCGAGCCCAGUGUUGUAAGCCAAGAAGGCAAACACAGCAGUAAAGAGCACUUUGCAUUUCUGGCUACAUUUGCAGUAUACUCACUCACUGAUUACACUGUGCUGGCAUUCCCCGGGAAGCCCCAAUGGUUGGGAAUGUAAUCGCUGUAAGACCUCUGUCCGCGCUGAAAAGCUCCUUCCUUGAAUGUCCAUUUGACUUUGAUGUAUUCUAAAUAAAUUAUUUCA